AUGUAAUUUUUGCUGAUUUUACCUUUUGUGUCUUCAUUUUCAAUCAAGAUGGAUGAUGCUUUAUCUGGUGCAAUUACAAAAUACACUCUAGAUGUUUAAUUAUCAAUCGACACAUAUAAUUCAAUUUUGAUGAUAUUCCCUUUAAGUUAUGAGUUAAAUGAACUAAUGCAGAUUUAUUGUUGGUGUAAUGGUAAUAAGUUUCAAGCAAAAAUCAAAGAUAACCAAAUUUUAAUUUUUGGUAAUUUUAUUCCUUCCUAUACUUUGAAUAUUACUUUGGAAAAUAUUGAAAAUGGUUAUUAUCCUUUUAAUUAGGAUAAGGAGUAUAUCUUAGAAUUUUAUUAGGAUGAAAACCUAGUAGAGAGAUAAACUUGCCUUUACACUCUAGCUUAUUAGCAAUAGUUGAGCAUACAAGGAAGAUAUGAAAACUAUUCUACUUUUGUUAAAACUACUUUAAAUUUUGAAAUUAACUUUCUAUUUCGAGUAAGAGCAGGGACAAUCUUUGAUAUCAUCUUUCCAAUUAUUAAUAUAGGAGCAACUAAGAUCGUAUCAAUGCUGACAUAAGAUACCUUCCCUCUUUUCUAAAACAUAAGUUUGGAUUUUGAAAUUAAUCUUGCAGAAUAAAAAUUAACAAUUUACAACCUAUUUCAAAAAUAGUAUCUUCCUGGUAAUUCAAUACUCCUUUCAAUUCAUAACAUUUAUACAAAUAAUUAAUAAUUGGAUGGAGAUUCUUUUUGGAUACUUUAUAAGACUACCUAUAAAGGUCUUAAUAUUGCUGAGGGUUAAUUCUAGGAAAACGAAAUAAAAAGUGUUAGUCCAUCUAAGGAAUUUACAUUAGAAAGCUCAAAUUAAUUUGUUUCACAAUACACCUAAUUAUUCUUUUCAUUCGUACCUAGAUUAGCCUACCGCCAAGGUAGUCAAAUUUAUAUCAAAUUUUUAAAUCUGUAAUAAUAAUCCUAAAUAUCACAAACUAUUUUUUUGCCAAAACAAAACAUUAAUCCAAAUUAUGAAUUCUACAUUGAAAAUGAAGGUAUCGUGAUCAAAAAUUUUAACUAAUUCUAUGAAUCCAUGAAAUUUCAAUUUUGUCUCUAAGAUAUUAUGAAUCCAACUGGGUUAUCUACAUUCAAUAUUGGAUUCUAUGUACUAACACCGGAGAGAAAUUAGGUUGAAUAUUAAGAACUUUAGAUUGAGAUACUUCCAUAACCUAUAUCCUAUAUCACAAUUGAAGCCACUAAUACUACAGUUUUUGCCAUAACUGAUAUUGUUAUUAAAUUUGAAUUAAAAAAUGUUUAAACAAAAUCAACUACCCUGACUGUUAAGAUACCUAGAUAAAUUCAAAUAACUCGAGAUUCUGUUUUAAUACAGCCUGACUUAUAGUAAGAUAUAUAGAUAAAUGGAUAAGAAAUAAUAUUUAAAAACUAUUUUAAUAAUCAUCAAAUCAUGAAUUAAGUUGAAAUCACUUUUUCUGGAAAACUUUAAGGGACAGCAGGGAUAACUGAUAAUUUCUUAAUUUUCACAAAUGAUUAUUCAGGCGCUUUAAUAAGUCUAUUAUAAAAACCUGCCUUCUUAACAAUUCAACCGUCAAAAUACCUCUUGAUUUCUUUGAAUCCACAAAUCUAUGUUACUGAUUAUCUUACAAAUUAUUUGAUUAAAUUUCAAAUACCACAAAUUUAAGAAUAGAGUGUUUUGACCGUGGAAUUGCCAAUCUAUUUUAAAUAGCAACUCAGCUUUUGUUCUGCACAAAUUGAAACCAAUUAAUAAAUUUGUGAAAUUGGGAAUAAUAAAAAUAUUACAGUUACUUUGUUUGUUGGUGGAAUUUUAGAAAUUAUUAUAUAUAACAUCAAAACAGAGAGAAGUAUUUAGUAGUAUAGUUACUAAGUAAUUGGAGAUAUUAAAUAUCAAUAAUAGAUUCAAUCAACCCAAUAAAAUCAAUUAGGAUCCUAUAAGAUUCUAUUUCCUUAAACAUUUUAUGAUUACUCCUUAACUUCUUCAAACUCAUUUUACGGUGAACUAACAACACUGUAAUUUUCUUUCAAUCUAUUGAGCACUAUCUAAUCGAACGAUCUGUUAUAAAUUGUUUUCCCUAUAAAUAUUGAAAAAUUCUUAAGUUGUUCAAAUAUUGUUGAGAAAUAGAUUGGUUAAGAAAUUUAUCUCAAAUAAUUAUAAAAUGGUACUAAUACAUUCCUUUGCGAAUUGUUUAAUCCUAUAGAUGAUGUUCAAAUUUACCCAUUUUAAUUUAAUAUAUUUACAGACGGAGGAGAUAUUAUAGCUGUGUAUUAAGAUGCGUUUGGUAUUAGGGAUGAAUUAAGAGCUAAUAAGAUUGAUUUUUCUAUUAAACAAUAGUCAUUUUUUUUGAAUGAAGUCACCAAUAUUACACUGAAUUUUCAUACGAAUUUAGGAGUGUAAAAAUACGGUAAAAUAAAAGCAAUAUUUUAACUCUCUCAAAUUAUUGUAUUAGAUUUUAAAUGUAUACUUUAAAUAAACUAAACCCAAGAAUUAAAAUAUGAUGAAGUUUUGUGUGAAUCAUAUUUAGAGAAUGAAAAUCUGAUUGUUAUUUCAAACUUCGUAAAUUCUAUUCAGUCAAACUUUUAUCAGCUAAUAUUCACCGGAUUAACUUUUGUAGGACAUAUUAGUGAUUAUGAAACAAAUAUAACACUUUAAAAUAUUAAUUAAUUUGGAAAGAUUGUUGAGGAAUCUUAGAGAAUUUGGAAAUUUUCAAUCAUUUGCUCUGAAAAUUGUAAAAUUUGUGAUAAAAAGUACAACCAAUGUAUUAAAUGUAAGGAAGGCUUUAUUUAAUUCUAAAAUAUAUGUAUCGAAAAAUGUCCACCAAAUAUGAUUUUAACUUCUCAAGGCUGCGAAAAAUGCCUAACCGAUGCCAAUUGUUUACAAUGUGAUUAUUAGAAUAUUACUUAGUGCAUUAAAUGCAUUAAUGAAUUUUAAUUAAAAGAUGGAUAUUGCUUAAAAUUUAACACUAGUUCAAACUCAAACUCCAAUAAUCAUACAAAUUAGAAUAGCAGUAACAAUCCUAAUUAGAAUGAUCACAGCAUUUCUAAUCUUCAUAGUAGAUAAAGUGAAAUCUAUGAUGGAGCACCAAUAUUCGUAAUUAUUAUGGUUGGAAUGCUUCUGGCUGUAAUAGUCAAUAAGAUUAUCAAACAAAAAGAUGCAUUGAUAAUAAAAACAUAUUAUAUAUAUAUUAGCCUGCUUGAUAUACCAAUAGCCAUCACCAGAUUUAUAAGAUUUACUCUGCUAUAAUUUCCAGGCUAUUAUAUAUUAUCAUUAUCAUGCUUGGCUGUUACUUUUUUUGUGCAAAUCUUGAAUAGUUCUUAAUUACAAUUAUUAAAGAAAACUAAUCUAACGUUUUUCAAAAUCAUUUCAACCUCUAAACUUAAGGAAUAAUUGGCUACUUUGUUUCAAUGGAGAAUUAUUUUAUCAAUUUUACCUAAUUAAAUCGAAACAAAAGUUCUAAAUGAAAUAAAGAAAUUGUUUUAUAAUUAAACAAUUUCACAAAUACUUCCAAUUAUAGUUUAAAUUUCCUUUAUGUGCAACUAGAAUAAAUUUUAUUUCUUUUCUCUAGAUGAUAUUGUUUACAAUAUUAUUAUGAUUGCUCUGUCCAGCACAAAUAAUCUCUGGUUAAUCCUGAAAAUUAAAAACCUAAAUCAAAUUCAUCCUGAACUAAGGGAUUAAAGCAUAUGCGUACAAGGAUAAGAACAAGCUUUCAGGGAAGAAGAUUAAGUAAAUAAUGAUGAUAUCAUUUACUACAGAAACUAACCAAAAAUUAAUGAAUAAAAAGAAAAUGAAUAAGAAUUUAAAUGA
Messenger RNA from Paramecium tetraurelia, 3810 nucleotides. RefSeq lists its product as uncharacterized. The record is from RefSeq and is a predicted model, not a curated record. Lineage: Eukaryota; Ciliophora; Oligohymenophorea; Peniculida; Parameciidae. The transcript is spliced from 3 exons.